AUGUCUCUCUUUGCCUGGUCACUCUUCACGAAAUCAACGCAACACUUCCAACAUCGAGCGUGCCUCUCUACCUAUGGCGGUUCUAUCCAUGCGCUUGCAAUUUCCAAUGAUGGCCAAGCUCUUGCAUGUGGUGGCACCGAGGGCGUUAAACUCUGGGAUACCAGAUCACGAAAAGAACUCACAUGCUCUCCCCUUAACUGCGAGUCGCGGGGUACAGUCAGCUGCGCUGUCUGGAUCACCACAAGACUAGGCAUGGCGGAAACACUUUGUUAUGGAACCGGUUUAGGUUAUGUGGCAUUCUUGCGGCGUAGCCCAAUAGAUGAGAUUUGCGUUAGGAGACUCGGAUCGGGCUUUGAAAUUACUUGCAUGUCAUGGGAUCCGACGUCCUCCGACGCAGACAACACAGUACCUAAGUCUGUCGCAUUUGCAGACGACCGAGGUGUCUAUGCAUUUGGACUGUACGAUGGUAAUUUCAUCAAGUUGAAUGGCGACGACGGCACGGUGGUGAAGGAGUAUACCUGUAAAUCAGUGAUCGGUCACGCAGCCGUCAAUCAGAAGAGAGGCGUGUUCGUGGUCGACAACGCAGCAGACGGUUUUACGCUGUACCGACUUGACGGCAACGAGGAGCCAGUUCGAACAUUCGUAACUGCUCCUCCGAGUGUGUCAGUACCCAAACAGGUGGCAUUCGGAGCAGAAGGAAGAUUGAUUGUAGGAGGAAGCGACAAUGGAUCAGUGUAUGUAUUUGAAAGGAAGACAGGCAAGCUACUUGACACUCUUCGCCACUCCAAUGGAGGCCUGGUGCAGACCAUCGCUACCCGAGAUAUUGAUGGGCACUGCACAGUCGCCACUGCAUCACCAGCGCUAGGCCGCGGCAAAGCCACAAUUAACUUAUGGGUCCACGACUAUAGCAUAGGAAAGGCGACUCUUACCUCUAAAGAUUCCUGGUCAUUAUUACAUAUGCUGAAGCGCAUGUUUACGCUUCUGGUUCACUUGAGUGCCUUGGCGCUCAUCGUCUCCUUUCUGAUAACCAGCUACUCUGACACGGUGGUGACAUGGUCAAUAGACAUCGCCCAGCGCAUGAGACCAAUGCACAUGUUCAUCUUUCCCGCUAGCAACCCUCCACAAAGUGCAGUAUUUGAAGAAGCACCAUAUAUCCAAGAGGCGGUACGUGAAAAGAGCGACAUCUUGAUACUCCAUGAACUGGCCGAAAAGCUCAUGGAAGUCAUUCGAGAAGCAAAACGAGAUGCGGGCGAGGAUCUUCAUCAUGUAAUAAAACACGACAUCACCGCCGAAGUAGAAAGGGUCUUCCAUCAGGCAGUGCAGGCAAGAAAGGAUGACAUCAGAGGAACUCGGAGAGGACAGGAUGGUUCGGGGAAGGAGGUUAUUCUCGUUUAG
This is a messenger RNA of Suillus discolor, 1395 nucleotides long. RefSeq names its product WD40-repeat-containing domain protein. The record is from RefSeq and is a predicted model, not a curated record. NCBI's taxonomy places the organism in Eukaryota, Fungi, Basidiomycota, Agaricomycetes, Boletales, Suillaceae. The coding region runs from base 1 to 1395 and encodes 464 amino acids. Gene Ontology annotation, molecular function: protein binding. The transcript is spliced from 7 exons.